AUCAUAAAUUAAAACCUGGUAAACUUAGGAAUAGCAACUAACAUUUGCAUUGUUUUUCAACUAAAAUCAGUUUUUUUUUGUAGACCAGUGUCAUCACAGUGCCGUACACAGAAAAAACAGAAAAAUUACUAUAACCUCUGAGCUUUCGCUUUGGCUGUACUACCUCCAGGAACAGCUGGUCAGCACACCUGAAGCAAGGGGCAGGAGUGUUGGGUUACAUCAACUUAGAGUGGCAGACCAGCUCCCUCACAUGAACAUAAGAAUGACCAGGCCAAAAGAGAUUGGCACUUGCCCCAUUUGGAGCAGAUCACUGAGGAUCGUAUUCACGCAGCGGCCUGUUUCCCGUUUCCGCAGAGACCUACCUAAAGGAAUAUUCCCAGUGGGUCUACCCCGAGACAGGGUCGCGGAAAAUGAAGCAGAAUGCAGUCACCGCGUAAGAUCCUUCUUGGCGUACAUGAUUGACGUGUGGCGUUGUGAAAAUGUGUGCGAUUGGCGGUUCUUAGACAACAUGCCUCAUCUCAACCGAUUCCAGAAGUUGCUUGAGGCCAAGGGCUCGAAGAUCACUACUAUCAUGAAGUUCUUGAUGCAGUUACAGCAAUUCAUCAAAUACCUUGCCAAGCAUAGGCCUUUGUUCAUGAGGUUGAAGAACGACAGAAUCGUCUUUAUUCAAGACAAUGUCAAGAACAUGCUGCAUGAGAUCAGCCAGCUGGCGGUCAAAGACAAAGCAAACGUCAAAAUGGAAAAGAUGGCUCGGAGGGUCAUGCCGAAGGACCUCCGCGCCUGCCUGAAAUUGGCAGCUCGGAAGAUUCCGGAGCUCCUCGGUAAGACUCUGGGCGGAGGCCCUCGUACUCUGUGA
This is a messenger RNA of Syngnathoides biaculeatus (alligator pipefish), 856 nucleotides long. RefSeq lists its product as uncharacterized. The coding region runs from base 251 to 856 and encodes 201 amino acids. The transcript has 3 exons. The record is from RefSeq and is a predicted model, not a curated record. Lineage: Eukaryota; Metazoa; Chordata; Actinopteri; Syngnathiformes; Syngnathidae.